CACCCGAAAUAGAUGUAAUUUCGGACAAAAUGUCGUCGCUGGGAGAAGCGCAGAAAGAGUUGAAAGAGUUAUUGAAUUCAAAACCUACCAGUAUCGCACCAUUGCCAUUUAUUCGUGUUUUGUCCGUCUUAAAAAUUCCAGAAGGCUCAUCAACAAAGCUGACAACAUUAAAAACAGUUGAAGCUGCAAAAGCUGGAUUUACUGGUGGGGUGUUAUCAGGACUAUGGGUCACAAUAAUGGAUCAGAAAUAUGAGGUAUCUACAACGUUUACCUUCAGGAAGAAGGCCCUCGUGGAUAACGCAGUUCGUUCUGGUGUAGCUGGAAUAAUACUGGGUGGCACAUUUGUGGGAGCAAUGGAAGCCUUGGCCAGACUGAGGAAUGGGAAAAGCGACGCCCUCAACGCCUUUGGAGCUGCCUUUGCCUGUGUUGCCCCGUUUGCUAUAUACAGGCGUAACCCAAUGAUGUUUUUAGCAGCCGGCAUUACAUGGGGCUCCAUUGCCGGAGCUUUAAGACUUGCCAGUGGAUCUGAAUACUCUUCCUUUUUGAAGCGUGAACCCGAUGCUCCGUCACAGCCCAGUAUCUACCCUGAAACAGUUGUAUACUUUGAAAAUCUGAAACGUGAAAUGGCAUUUAGAAAGAAGCAGCAAGAAAUGAAUGAGGCGUGUACGAAAUAGAUUUUGGAAGGGAUGACAGCAGGGAAUAGAUUUGUGACUAUAAGUGUUGAGAAGCUUCUGUGCAGGGUUUUCAUUGGUCUCCAUCAUGUGAAACUUAAUGGCUGUUAGAGAGCUAUGUAACAACUUAUUUAUAUACUGAAAGCUGCAGAUAAUAGACUUUAAUAUCGUCAUAUUGAAAUAUGUUAGAAAAGGAGACAAUAUUUAGUGUUUAACUGUUUUCAGAAAUAAUAAAAUGUUUUGAUUAGGAAAUAGAAAUUUUAAUUGAA
Messenger RNA from Mya arenaria, 940 nucleotides. RefSeq lists its product as uncharacterized. Bases 30 to 674 code for a protein of 214 amino acids. The record is from RefSeq and is a predicted model, not a curated record. The transcript is spliced from 4 exons. Lineage: Eukaryota; Metazoa; Mollusca; Bivalvia; Myida; Myidae.